This is a messenger RNA of Nymphaea colorata (pocket water lily), 1524 nucleotides long. Its product is annotated as uroporphyrinogen decarboxylase. The record is from RefSeq and is a predicted model, not a curated record. NCBI's taxonomy places the organism in Eukaryota, Viridiplantae, Streptophyta, Magnoliopsida, Nymphaeales, Nymphaeaceae. Bases 110 to 1279 code for a protein of 389 amino acids. Gene Ontology annotation, molecular function: uroporphyrinogen decarboxylase activity. The transcript has 6 exons. Gene Ontology annotation, biological process: porphyrin-containing compound biosynthetic process.
GAGGGAGGGAACUGGGAGGGAGAGAGGGAGCGCGAGUCCGGCAUUGAGAAGAUAACAUUAUCCAUAGCCCAUAUUCUCUCUCUCUCUCUCUCUCUCUGCUUGGAUCGCGAUGGCGUCCAUCAAUGGCGGGUGGAGCCUGUCCACUUCGUCACUCCGCCCAAAAAUCCGCGUGCCUCGUCUUAAUCCGAGAUUUGCGUGCAAGUGUGCUGUUAGAGAGUCCAUCAUGGAACCUGAAGUUGCCCGCACCACAGAACCGCUACUACUUCAUGCUGUGCGUGGUGGAAAAGUUGAAAGACCCCCUGUUUGGUUAAUGAGGCAAGCAGGGAGGUACAUGAAGAGUUAUCAGAAGAUAUGUGAAAAGUAUCCUUCAUUUCGAGAAAGAUCAGAAAAUGUAGAUCUUGUUGUUGAGAUCUCUUUACAGCCAUGGAACGUCUUUAAACCAGAUGGGGUGAUCUUGUUUUCCGAUAUUCUCACACCCCUCCCUGGGAUGAAUAUUCCUUUUGACAUUGUAAAAGGAAAGGGUCCAAUCAUAGACCCUCAAGUAAGAACAGCUGCUGAUGUUGAGAAUGUGGUAGAAUUUUGCCCUGAGGAAGCAGUUCCAUAUGUUGGAGAGGCAUUGAGAAUCCUGAGAUCAGAGGUGAAAAAUGAGGCUGCUGUGCUGGGCUUUGUUGGUGCUCCAUUCACACUGGCAUCAUAUGUUGUUGAAGGUGGCUCUUCAAAGCAUUUCUCAAAGAUAAAGCGCCUAGCCUUUUCUGAACCAAAGGUUCUGCAUGCGUUGCUGAAGAAAUUUGCAAGCUCAAUGGCCAAAUACGUCCAAUACCAGGCUGAUCAUGGUGCUGAGGCUGUACAGAUCUUUGAUUCUUGGGCAACGGAGCUUAGUCCUGCAGACUUUGAGGAAUUUAGUUUGCCUUACCUGAAGCAGAUAGUGGACACAGUAAAAGAAACACAUCCAAGCCUGCCAUUGAUUCUUUAUGCAAGUGGUUCUGGAGGACUGCUUGAGAGGCUUCCUUUGACUGGUGUCGAUGUUGUUAGUUUGGAUUGGACAGUUGAUAUGGCAGAAGGCCGUAGAAGGUUAGGAUCCGACAUAGCUGUGCAGGGCAAUGUAGAUCCUGGCGUCCUUUUUGGAUCAAAGGAGUUCAUCACGAAACGCAUCCUUGACACUGUCGCAAAGGCAGGCAGCAGUAAACACAUUUUGAAUCUGGGCCAUGGUAUCGUGGUUGGCACACCUGAAGAAAACGUCGCACACUUUUUUGAAGUAGCCAAGUCUAUCAGAUACUGAAAUUUUCGGCUAGCAUUGAUGCUCUGUGAGCCUUCUUAAUUCUCAUUUUGUAGUAGCAGUAAGCCUUUCAAUCUUGCUUCGUUUCCCUGUUCAUAUGAUCAUCCAUUCAAGCGUUUUUGGUAGGACCGGAAGAAGGAAAAAUCCAACAUCUAGAUCUGCAAUUUUUGUUCUUUUUGCCCACGUCCAGUUUCGUGUAAUUGAUCUAAUCAUCGAGCUUGCUUCUACGUUGUUGCUAUGCAUUUUUA